Molecule: messenger RNA, 3066 nt
Organism: Oncorhynchus keta (chum salmon)
Lineage: Eukaryota; Metazoa; Chordata; Actinopteri; Salmoniformes; Salmonidae
Product: sphingosine 1-phosphate receptor 1-like
Exons: 3
Coding region: 454-1689 (411 amino acids)
Biological process (GO): G protein-coupled receptor signaling pathway
Cellular component (GO): membrane
Molecular function (GO): sphingosine-1-phosphate receptor activity
Source: RefSeq, a predicted model, not a curated record
GAGAUUGGGCUAAGACCAACCCCCUGGAUGUUUCAGUUAGGUUCUGCUGCUCCGGUGUCUUGCUUGUCAGUUCUCUCUUGUGCGGUGGUUAGUGUGGAUUCUCUUCAACGCAUUGAUAAGAUCUCUACAAAUAAUAUUCAAGGAGUUGGACAAUAAGCGGCUCAGUCAAGACUCCUUCAAACAGAGCACAUGAGCACCCUCUGGUGGCAUUGACAAGCAUAACGCCUGUGAUCAGAGACGUGGGGAAAGAGAACCACUACCUGACUCUUCUUGUCUAUUGGAUUAUAGUUCUGUCAUUCUAUGGAGCGAAACUCACAGAGAGCCCCCAUACCAACUGGUAUUGAUCGGUAACUGAAGCAUGACAAGUUAAACUAUGCGUUAAUUAAUACCUAGAAUAAGGUAUUAAAAAGUCAACCAAAGAGUUCACUAAAGAAGACAACAAACUACAGAAACAUGGAGAUGGAAGCCUCCCGUGCUGCUUAUGCUGGGACCUUCCCCACUGAAUCUAUAGGCUCUCUACCCACCAACACCUCCUCUCCAAGCCUGCUCCAAUUCUUCUGGGAUUACCAGAACAAUGAUGUCAUUGUGACGCACUACAACUACACAGGCAAGCUCCACACAGACCGGUAUCGUGAAGGGUUAAAACCUGAAGCCAUAGCCUUCCUGGUAGUGUGUCUUCUUAUCGUCCUGGAGAAUGCUGUGGUUCUAAUAGCCAUCUGGACCAAUAAGAAGUUCCACCUGCCCAUGUACUAUCUCCUAGGUAACCUGACUCUGUCAGACCUCCUGGCCGGUGUCACCUACAUGGCCAAUAUCAUCAUGUCUGGUCCUAAUACACUGAGACUAACUCCAAUACUCUGGUUUCUGAGGGAAGGAGGCGUCUUUAUCACAUUAGCCGCCUCCGUCAUCAGCCUAUUGGCCAUCGCGAUAGAACGCCACGUUACCAUGGUGACAAUGAAACCAUACCACGGGGCAAAGAAGGGUCGGCUGCUGGCUCUGAUCGGGGGGAGCUGGGCGUUAGCAGGGCUGCUGGGGGUGCUCCCCGUCCUGGGCUGGAACUGUAUGGGUCGCCUGGACCGCUGUUCCACGGUUCUCCCGCUCUACGCCAAGUCUUACAUCCUGUGCUGCGUGUCCGUGUUCAGCGGCGUGCUCCUCGCCAUCGUCGUUCUCUACGCCCGCGUCUUCCGUAUCGUGCGCACUAACACCCAGCGCCAACGCCUCGGAGGAGCAAAGGGAAGCCUUCGCAAAGGCCUCGCCAGGAAAUCCCAGAAGUACAUGGCGCUCCUCAAGACAGUCACUAUUGUACUUGGCGUCUUCAUCGCUUGUUGGUUGCCACUCUUCCUCCUCCUCGGCCUAGACUCAUUCUGCCCUGCCCGCCGCUGCCGACUGCUCCUCAAGGCGGACUACUUCCUGGGUGUUGCCAUGGUGAACUCGCUCCUCAACCCCAUAAUAUACACCCUGACCAGCAAAGACAUGCGUCGCGCUAUUUUAAAACUGCUCUGCCGCCCGUGUCUCAUGACCAAGGACGGGCAGGUGAAGAGGAUGGGGGUGCCGUUCCUGGAGUGCAGCUUCAGUAAGACGGAGGUGGCAUCGAAGAAGCUGGAAGGCCUGGAGACGACGAUCUCCUCUGGGAACAUCGUCACGGCUCAGUCACCCAUAAAGACUCUCUACCCCAAGCUCUUCAAGGUCUAAAGAGCCUAAUGUGGAUAGCUCUGUGAUGGACAGGGAACUAACUCCCUAUAGAAGAUGGACAACAUAAGUGCUCCAUAUGGCCUCCUGAAAAGACAGACCUGAAGGACCCUUUGGGCAGCUCUGUGUUUAAGAGAGUAAACCAUAGAAUUAGGGGCUUUGUCCCUUCCAGUAAUUGUAUUUCUAUGGAGUGAACUUCAUAUUGAAGUGGUGGACAACAGGAGUGCUCAAUAUGGCCACCUGAAAACGGCAUCACUUCCUGUUUGGCAAUUCAACUCCAAUGGCCUCCGGCCGACUAGCCUACAUCUAUAGCUCUCUUCUGGCCAAUGAACUAAGCCUAAGAGCAAACCCUCAAAAAGACAGGUGAAUGAUCUAUGAUUGCGACAGAUAUAGCUACAGGUGUUUUUGAUGAGCGCAUCAAGUUCAGACAUAUCUCUCUUCAGCAAGUCUGUAGUGGUGCACUUGCAGCAAUAUCACCACAUCAAAAGACUGAUGUUGUAAGAAUGAUGACUAAACAUCAAGCCAGGUGGAAGAAAUUAAAAUGUGAAUUAAGCAACUCUUCUGGUACUCACAAAAACCUUCCAGAACUGAUUUGCACUAAGUUAACUCUGCAUUGAGAGAGCAUUGAAAGCCAUGGAUUAAGAUUGGACAUUCUGUUCUAGAACUAAGACUGUAAACUGGACAUUCCAACCAUGUUGAGUUGUUGUGGCGAGUGCGCCUCCGUUUACUUCACCCAACGUUUUCUAUGUUGUUGUUGUUGUUUGAAAUGCCUUAAAGAAGGCAUAAUAUGUACAUAAUAAUAAUAUGCCUGUGGACACCUGGACUUCGCUGGCUCGAAGGUCCAUGUUGUGCCUGCCUGUGUCCCAAAUGGCACCCUAUUCCCUAUACAGUGCACUACUUUUGACAUUUGGGAUACACUCCGAGACGCCGGUUGUGAUAACCCCAUACAGCUACACAGUGUGCCCAAACAGAAGCCUAUACAGGAAGUGGAUGCUGUGUUGUUCACCCACCAGUUGCUCUUUGAAACACAAACACACAAUGGAAACCUACGCAUGCACCUAAACAUUGUGGUACCUGGAUGUGGAGGGAGAUGUCAAACAAUAUUAAGAUCACAGGAUGCUGGUGAGGGGAGGACGACUCAUAAUAAUGGCUGGAAUGGAAUAAAUGUAAUGGUGUUAAAAGUCAUAUAAACCAAGUGUUUUAUACCGUUCCAUUAAUUAUGUUCCAGCCAUCACUAUAAGCCCCUCCUCCCCAAUUAAGGUGCCAUGAGCCACCUGUGACUAAGAUUAUAAUUUGAGUAGAAAAUCUCCACACUGUUUUAGUGGCAUUGUAGCUGUAGCUGUUGUUCUGGGCUUACUCAGUCAAGUAGAAACUAUCUGU